AUGGCAAUUCCGGCACACACCUUCAAGACGUGGUUUUUGGGCCGUCAUGUUGUGGCAGAUAUCGAUGUCGACAAUUUCGAAGAGGUCAGUUCUUUUUUCUCUGUUUUUCUAUAAUUUUAGGUAAUAAAUAGUUGAAAAUGUAAAUUUUAACUGCUGUUGAAGGUUGUAGAAGAUGGAAAAGGUUGUGAACUUGUUGCAUCUUGAGUAAAAUAUUGAAGCUCGCAAAAAUUCUUGUUUUUUUUAUUUUAGACGUUAUCCAUGACGAUGAGAUAAUUUUAGAUAUAACUUUCGACAAGUUGCGAAACUUUUCUGGUUUUUUACAAAUUUUACGACCUCAUGAGCUUAUUUAUGACGCGAGCUAAAUGAUUGUUUAUUUUAAAGAUAUUUACUCAUUGUUUUAUAUUACCCAUGACAAUUUCCGACAUUAAUUUUAAUUUCUUCUGCUUUCAGGCCUGUUUUUCGCUGAUUCGCCAACAAAAGGAGAUCAUAAUGGAUGCCGAGGUCUAUUCCACACAUGUAAGUCAGUCCGACCCCGCUAUUACGCAUCCGUUUUAUGUUUUACUCGACAUCAAACGAGCCCUUCCCAUUCCCAGGUCUUUUGUUUUGAAUGUAUUGCUUUAGGUAAGGAUGAAGUCUCAGAGAAAUGCGUGUUACGAUUUCCCCGUGGUGAACUUUGUCGACGUAAUCCGAAUUGGCAAUUUGCCCACCGUGUUUGGCUUGUUGAUGAGCAGUGCGAAGAGCAGAUAUUCGGUCUAUUUCUUUUCCAUACGACCGUUUACGGAUAAGGAACAAGUGAUUUAUCAACAACUGUUUUCUUCUGGGUAAGUUUCCGUUUAUUUUAUCAUUUUUUUAAACAUUUUUAGACCGAAAGUAUCUAAUGCCCAGUAUAAUAUAAUUUUUUGCUGAUAACUAUUUUUUUCUUGCUAAUUAUUGAAGUGAAUACGUUCCUAAAAGUACUAUUAAUGUGUGAGUUGUAAUUCCCCCUAAUAUUAUCUUAUAUAUUAUGUCAUAUGGCCUUGUUUCGAGCCAGUCCCAUUAACUUUUCACCUCGAAUUGGUUAAUGUUUAAGCUCUGAAAAAUUAAAGAAGUUUUUGGCCAAAGAUUUAUGGCAGUAGAUGAGUCUAAGACCUCCAGUAAUAAAUGUCGAUUGCUUUUUUGACCCUCCCUCAAAAUUUAUGGCCUUUUUCUCGAAUUAUAUAAUCCAUCAUGUUCAAUAUGUUGGGGCUAAAAAUUUAAUCCCCGAUAUCGCAAGACCCCUUCUUCACGUGAUCGGAGAAGUUUAUUUUGGACUGAAGACUAUAUUCUUUUGCAAAUUUAGAAAGUCCAAGCCUUGGAUUUCACAAAUCCCCGAUUUUAAUCUGACGUUUUUCCCUUUGCAGACACGCCGAUCCCCAUUUCCCCGUGUUAAUGGACACCGAAAGCGCCUUGCUGAUGCUGCGAAGUGCAGUUCCUCGGAUCAUCGGCUUCUCUCGGAACGUAAGUUUACAACUCACGUGUUUUACUUAUUUUUCGAAUAUUUCCCGCUCUUUUUUUCGGUUCCCUAACCUUGAAGGACAAGGAAAAAAAGGGGGGGGAGUGGGGUUUGCCUGGGAUCGAUGCCCAUUCAUUUGAUCCGAAUGGAACGUUCCGAACCGGCUGAUUUAUUUUUGCGCCCAGUGCCGUUCUCGCGCCGGGUCGGGCGAAUCCGAGAUUCGCGCCGACUGAAUUCUAAUUUGAGCACUAAAAAUCGAAAUUCACCCUACCCUCACUAUGGUAACCCCGUGUGUUCGUCGGUAAGUGAUCAGAAAAGUUUUGAUUUGAAUUUUUUCUCUGAAAAAUUAGGUUGUUUUCUUGAAUCCGCCGGGUUUCUAAUGGAUAAUAUGGUCGUUUUAUCCGCGGUUCCGUGGCCCGCUCAGCCUCCGAACCAAUUAUAUUUGCGGUGAUCGGCGGCCGAACCCAGCCGACCUUAUCAAGAGCGGCCCGAAGUGUACGUGAAGAGCGGGGGUAUUAUUGGAAAGGCCCUAAAGGGAGAGUAAGCUUAUUUCGGUGCGGAGGCGUCGACGCCCAGGAAUGUUUUUUUCGGGCCUGCCGCACCCUUCUUCAGCGGCGGCACCGGUGCCCGUCGGUCGAGUUGGUUGGGGUGGAAAAGGGGGGCGCGCGCGGCCGUCUAAAUUCGUCCCCCGCCCCCCGCCGCCUUGUGGCUCAGUUGCCCUCAUUUUCUGGUCGGGUCGGCGGUGCUACUGCUUUCCUUAUCCGUUCUGCUUUCUCGUCGGCGUGUUUCGGCCCAAAAAGUCCGUGCGUUCCCCCCUUCCCCGGCGGCGGCGGCGGAGGGGGGCGCAGGCCUUCGGGGGGCCGAACGAGUCGACGUCGUCAACGGGGAGCUAAGUGAAGUGAGUCUUCUCGGCCGCACACACACACACACAUGUGCGACUCAUGUGCCGUUUUCGGCCACCGCCGCCCUUACUUCGGCCACCGCUUUCCUUUUUUCGACAAGGAUUUCGCCGUUUUUGACAGCAUUUCAAGUAGCGUGUCUCUAAACUUUUCCCCCGUCCGCCACCGCCGCCGCUGUCGUCGUCCCCCUUUCCCCAUUCGUUUACGUAGUGCUCGACGACCGGAGGGCUUUUAUGCGUUCUAGAGCACCUUCUCCUCCUCCUCCUUCUUCUCCCACCAACUUCUUGACCUCGGGGGGCUGCGGCCCACAACUGUCGGCGUACAAUAUUCGCACGGCGAGUAAUUCGGCCCCUCCGGCUCUCAUCCUCCCCCCUCCUGUAUAAACACUUAAUUGCCCCGCUUUUCCCGCGGCCCCCCUGACGGCUCCGGCCCCCCUGUUUGUUUUUAUCUUGUAGCGAAUUUGAUAGGCUUUGUGUGUGUGAUGUUGGGACGACUGGAAUUCGUGAUGAAAGUCCAGCUUCAUUAUGAAUUUGUUUUGUUAUUUGCCCGGCCCGCACAGGUAAUUUCACACUCCACGAGUUCACUUCAUUCGGGGUUAAUUACGUCCCCACAUUGGAGAAUAGCACGGGGAACGGAGCUAUUUUUUCUUGGAGAUUUCAUAGUGAACGGAUCACUUGGGGGCUUCCCGGAUCUCUUUUCCUUGCAAAACGAUGACGUUUCACCGGUUAUUGGUCUUGGUUCUUUCACUUCGGGUUUGGUCCGAGCGCUGUGGAAGUCGCUGUUUGCCUUUUCCAUCCAGAUUUACCUGAUAUUCUGCUUCGUGGUCCCCUAUUUCGCUCUCCCCGCCGAACAUAUCAAGUUUUUGGCCUAAAUUUACAAAUGGAAGACCUAAACCCGAGCUUGCGGGAUGCUAGCGUUGCCUCUGGGGUCCCAUUACUUACGCAACGAUGGAAAUUAACUGUUCUGGUGUGGAGAUUCGUUUUUUACAAAGGAAAUUGUUGUUGGCGAGUAAUAUUUUUGGCAAUUUAUUCUUUGGGGCUUGUUAAAUUGUCGUCUUUAUUUAGUUGUUUGACUAGUGUUAUAAUUAUUUUGAUGUGUUUAGUGCCCUGAUUUUUCUGUAGGUAUAAAUCCAUGGGUGAGCCCAAAAAAUCAGCAAGUCUGUCCCAAUUUAUUGCAAUGUCGUUUGAAAUUCCCAGAGGGGCCGCGCGCGCAGAUGAACCGCCAAAAUGAGCGAUGAAAACGUUUUUCGGGAUUUGUCGGAUUGAUGUUACAUCCCAGCUGACAGUCAGAAUAAACGUUCUCUUCUUCGGACUGACGUUUUGAUAAGCCUUUUGGGUUAACUUUCCUCUCCUUUUUGGGGCCUACAGUGUUUCUUAUGUGUUUCGCAGUUUGAUGUAAUCUUUUUUUGGCGUCUUCCUCAUGUUUUAAAGCGAGCAAAGGCUUCCUGUCGAUGUUAUUGUAGAGAAAAUCGAGUUGUUCUUGCCGUUUCGUUUGCCCAGCACCUGACCAUUCGCCUACACCUUUGGCGGGCGGCUUUUUUUGCGGUUAAUGUGCCGGGAUUUCGCGCGCCAUACAUCCCCGCUUGUAGUAGUUGGGGAAGCAGAGCGAGACAAGGACUUUAUACAUGCUCGACUGGCCUUCCUUCUCUCAAGUUCCUUCUUGGCCAUCAGCGAGCCGUCGGUCCUCCCGUCCGUCGGUCCGUCGGCUGUCUGUAUCCUCACCUCAGGAGGAGUAGUAGAAGAAGGAGGAAAGGAAGAAGAAGAAGCACGGCAAGCUGCUGCUUCUUCUUCUUCUUCUUCCUUUCAAAGAACUCGGUAGAAGUGCUGGUUUCCUGCUUCCCUCCUCUUUUCCUUCUUCAACUUUGCUUGUUGUAGCCGGCAGCCGUAGGUGGCGGUAGAAAAGUAGUAGAGUAAGGCGAAUAAAACUGGCCAGUCCGCCAUCCAUCCAUCCUUCCCCCACCACCCGCAGUCGCAGACACGAAAGGCAGCCGGAGGCAAACGGAGUGCGAAGCGAAGGCGCCCACUCGGCCCCAGUAAAGGAAUGUCUUUAACUCGGAGUAUUCCUUCUACGGAUUAUUAAGAUUGCUAGCAAAAUGGCGAAUAAAAGCACAGCGACAAGACGAACUAAGCCGGCUGUCAUUGCUGUCCGAGAACUAGGCGAAAACAUCCACAAACACCGCGAAACGCAUUUAUCAUUGAGGGUUUAGACGGCGACCAUGUCCGGAAUUAAUUUCUGCGGACUUGGAAGACUUAACCUCACUUGAAAGGUUAAGAAGAAGAAUUGAUUCUCGUCAUUCUUCGAAAACAAUGGCUGAAGUUGAAGUCGGAGCUAUUCAGAGACCUUUUCGGGCAGAUAAGAACCAAAGAAAAUGUUUGAACACUGACAUUUUUAAUUCUCAAACAAUUCAUGGUGCGCUUGAAGUACGAGUGCAGCGUUUUCGACGCUUUCGCCUUACAUUUCUGCUGUUCCCUUUGGCUUCGUGUCUAAUUUUGGGCUUGUUUUACAUAAUCGAAUCCUUUCCCAUUAAACCAUCUCGAUCGUUCGCCCAAAAACGCAUCAUUACGGUCGGGGAGCGGUCGCACGCACGGUGAUGGCAGCACGUUUUCAGUUUGGGGCUGUUAGAUUUUCCCCAGAGACCGGAAACGAUACGACCCUUGAACGAGUCGUAUUCGGUGCCGAACAGAAGUCCGGAUGAGAAGAGUUUCUUCUUCAGGGCGGCGGCAAUGGCUGGGUGGGUGGCUGGAGCCCCGCGCCGAAGCCGUGUGUUGUGCUGGAGGAGACGACGAUGAGAGUGCGCCCGGUUGAUUGGCAUGCUCUUUAUGGAAAACUUAGUUCCCACCGCGUCCCCCCAGCCCGCCUUUUUUUCCCCUCCCCUCAUUACCGCAAAUGGCCCUAAAUUGAGGUGUUUCGCCUGAUUAUUGGCCCCAUCUUUGAUUGCGGCACGAAAGGAGUUGUGAGGUCCCGGCCCUGCAAUCCCCUUUACCUUUUCCCCCGUAAUUUGUCAAAAUGUCACGCUCGGAGGUCGGGAAGGCGCUGGGAAAUUUUGUUUUAUUGCUCGAGGAUUUCGCAGCGACUUCUCGGAGACCUUAUCCAUGAUUGACCCCGAACUCACCUGUCCGCUCGAUUAUGUCACCAUUCAAAUGUGCGAAACUCGUUGCCCGGUCCCUGUCACUUUCUCCGGCGAUCAUCGGCCCUUCUUUCGGCUGGUCCUGGUCUCCGAAAGCAUUCCCGAACAGCCCCUUUUUUCCAGAGAUUUUUGUUUCAAAGCCACUCUUAUCCCAAGGCCAAUAUCUCAUUAUCUUUUCUCUCGCCGAGUUCCCAUCCAAGGCGAUCGCAACAGGGCUCCUUGCGGUCUUGUUUUGAAAAGUUUUUCGAUUUAUGGAUCUCGCCGGAUUUCUGAAGGCUGGCUCUCAAGGCGGGCGCUCUGGCUUUUCGUGAUUACCCCCGAAAUCUGGCUUUCGAUCACAUCUUUGGGGUUUGAAGAGAGUUUUUAUUAAUCCGGGAGGGUCAUUUGCUCACAUGUUGGACUUUGGAAUGUCUUCAUAUCUCGAUUUUCGUACUUUACUUUAUAAACAUUUGAGGAUUUUGGUGUUUUAAAGGUUGUCUGGGAGUUUUUUGUAUGAGAAUUUUAUAUUAUUUGGUGGUUUUGGAACGUUUCUUUUUUUUUUUGCAAAGUUUUCGAUAUAAAUUUGUAAAAAAUAAUAUGAAAGUGGUAUCAAUCUUGAUUUUUUUGCAGGAGAAACGACCAAGGCCGCAGCAAGCGCAUCCGCCUGCCGCGUUCCAGCCCCAACGCCAAGCCGAAGCCGCGCGCGUGGCCGCCGUCGAUGCCGCUUCGCCACUAGUGGGUGGGGGAGUAGAACAGCGCCGCCGCGUCGUCGCGCACGUCGCCGCAACCCGCCACGCGACCACCUCAUCGCAGAAGAAGGAGGGCCCGGAGGAGCUGUGCUCGUCAUCAACGUGGUCGUCGUUGUCGAGUGCCUCGAGCGGCGCCGUGGUCGGAGCAGCCCAUCAGCAGCAGGAGGAGCAGCAGAAGUAUCCCGCAGCGCCCGACUACUCGCCGGUCUCCUUCCAAAAGGUCCAGAAACGCAAGUCCGGCCUCCACCUCUUCCAGCGCGCCAACAGUCACUCGCUGGAGGCGAAACGUCGCCAAGCCCACCUUCUCCAUCAUCAAUCCAGCAUACAAAGCCAUCAUCAGUUCGCGCAAUCCCAACCCAAUCACUUGGAGCAGUCGCUGACGGUCUCGUCAACAACCACCUCGACGUCGACGACUAGCGGCCCCGAAACGACUGGCUCGGCCUCCAUCUUCCCGCCGCCGCCGCACCACCCCCAAACCACCACCACCCGAAGGGCAGGCGACGCCGCGAUUCCCAGCCCAGCGUCGGCCGUCUCGUCGCCACGCCGCCUGAAGCGGCUCAGCUCGUUCUUUCGCCGUGCCAACUCGGAGGCCUUUGAGUCGGCGGGCCCGUACUCGACGGAUGCUCCCGGCACUGCUGACCGGGGUCCGACCGCGAGGACAGUCGGGGCCGGGCAGCAAUCUCAUCACCAACUGACUCGACGUAAGUGAAGGUAAUAGUUGCGUGAUGUGAGUGGUUUAGAACAGAGCCUCGGCAUCCAGAACAUUACAUUGGACAAGGAGAACAUUUCACCGCAGUCCAUGCCGGAUUCGGCAACUGACGAUCAAAAGGUUGAUCUUGAGAAGCUACUCAAGUCGGAAACAGCCCGUGCUCCGUUCCAGGUGAGACAUUUGGAGACGUUUUUGGAUACUUUUUAAGAGAUUUUGAGUAAUUUUGCGCUUUUUUGGCGGUUUUUUGGAUAAAAUUUGGAUUUUUGAUGUUAUAAUUGCUUUUUUGACCUUAAUUUCGAAUGAUUUUUUUUCAGAACUUUCUUCAACAACAAUUCUGCAUCGAAAACCUCAACUUUUACCUGGCGGUUGAGGAGUAUCGGAAACUUCGCGAUGCAAAUGUAAGUCCCUCAAACUGAAUACAAGUUGGGUUUAGAAAAGGAGCGAAUUUGGUCGACAUAUUUACGAACGACACUUCACACCCAACUCAAUCGAACCGGUAAAUAUUGACAAUGCUACCAGCAAAGGAAUCAUCGAAUGUAUUCAAAACGAAAAUUACAGCGAAGAAAUGUAUGAUGUUGCACAAUAUCAGGUAAAAUUAUUCUUUUUCUUGGGUUCAAAGCAAGAACGUUAAGAUUAUGGGAGAAUAGAGGACUUGACAUAACCUAAUGUACUAUUUUCAGAUAUUCCACCUCCUAAAAUACGACGUCUGGCCGCGAUAUUUGAACUCCGGUGGAAAAGCGCCCGGAAAAGAGCCCGAACCCAAAAAAGGUACGCAAAAUUGGUUCAAAACUCUCGUCCAUGGUCGUGCCUAGAAGAUUCUUACUGUCUAGACGUACUGCUCAUAGAAAAUCUUUGUGUUCCUAAUAUAUUUUGUGUAUAAAGUGUGAACUUGUAAUGUGAUUUGUGCUAAAUGUGGAGUGAACAUUUGAUGGUGGUGGUGGAUUUUGCUAUUCGUUUUUAAUUUGGGAAUGUUUUUUGGGGAGAAUAGGGGAUAAAAUUGGAUUUUUGGGAAUUUUGACCGAUUUUUUGAGCGAAAAAUUAUUAAAAAAUAAUUUUUUGGCAAGGAGAAGAUCCGUUAAUGACAUUUUUUAUAAUUUUGGAUUAUUUUUCGAUCCGAUUGCUCUCCCCGAACACCCCAUUUACGCCUCCAGCCCAGCGGCAAGCCAAAGAAAUGGUUGUCCAUUAUUUCGCCAACUCAGAAACCCCAAAAAUUCUAUUUUCAAUUGUUUUCCCCCCUAAAACUUCCUGUUUGUUUUGUUCGAAAAAUGGCGCAGAAAACAAGACUUGUAUGUAAACAAGAAUUGAAACGUGUAGACAGCGGAAAUUGCAGGGUAUGACGUUAGAAAUAACAGGGAAAAAGGCAGAUCAGUAAUCAAAAAUUUUUAAAUUUGUAUUGUGUUAAGUGUCAUGGAUAAUAUGCGAAUUUGACGAGUAAAAUUCAAGUUUCAGAAUGCGGUGGAAGUGUCAAAAAGUCGGGUCCCAACUCCGGCUCAAUGUCAGCGCGGUCGGCCAAUUCAGCUCAACUAAAUACGGUGAGAAUUUUUGUAGUACACUUGAGAGUCAUAUAAAUUAUAAUUUUUAUCCGUAAAAAGAAAUUUUUGGUUAGAAAAAAUAUUGAAUUUGAUUGGGAAUGCUGUUAGUGCGAUUUUUCAUUAAAAUUUUGCAACAUUUUGUUUUCAGAGCGCGGAGAAACGCGAGAAACGGAAGUCUUUCUUCCGGUUCCUCCGCCGGAACAAGGAGUCCAGCCAGGACCAGAGCUCCGAUUCCUGCGGUCCCAGCACCUCAUCCCAAUGCCAAAUCCUAAGCAGCGGCGUCUACGGCGAAGGAGAGCCCUACGCCGGCUCCGUCGGCGAGCUCAACCUCUCCCUUUCGCCGGCGGCCACGAAACGUCGGAUGACUCGAGAGCGGUCGGUUCCCGCGCCGACCAGUCGAUCCGUCGGCAACGCGCCCCUCGGCGAAGGCGGCUGCAGUUCGGCCGGCGAAGAGGACACGCCGCCGCGCAAGCCGCGCGCCAACAACAGCCCGGUGAUGCCGGCCUCGCCGCUGGCCUGCUCGUCCAAGUCCAUUCCCACAACGACGCCUCCCACCGAGGCCGACCACAACUUUCACAGGUCGGCGGCGGCCGUUGCGACGACUCCGCCCGAGCCGGUCACCUCGCUGUUGCACGACGAAAAAGAAGUAAGUUUUUGAGUGGUGUGAGUGGCGUGUUUCCUGACCGGUCGCAGAGGAGAGGUGCAGGAGUUUGUUUUUCACUUUUGGAGGAGAAAACUGUGAAAUUAGAGAGAAUUGAGAAAUUUUGAUAACUUUUUGAUGUAAAUAACAUCUCCUCUUCUCUGUGACUCUUGCCAUUUCCUAACAAUCUAUCGGCAGUAAAGGGCGAAAAGUUGGAGGAAAUCAAAGAUCUUGAUCUGAAGUUUAAUAAUCGCAAUUGAAAAAUUUAAAAAAUGUUUUUUACCUAAAUUUUGCCCUAAGAAUUAAUUUUUUUCUUGAAAAAUCAUGAACAUCACAAUUUUUUCGCAAAAAAUUAAUGAAGACGAAACAUGGUUUUUUUGAAGAUUUAGUAAAAUUUGUAAAUUUCGCUAUGAUUACAAAUCAAUUUUCAAAGCCCCAAACUGACCUUACUGCCCGUAGACCUGUCCCUUUGUCGGCGUCGUGUCCCCAUUCGAUCUUGUUUAACUCUCUGUGCGCUUACCUAAAAACGUUUUCAAAGAUACGAUCAAAGGUUUCAGCCGUGCUCGAGCUGUUCAAACAAUGCGAUCAGGGCAUCGGCGGGGACUGACAACGGCGCCUGCUCGCCGCCUCCUCUGUUCACGGGUAUCCCUCCUCCUCCUCCUCACGAUAGGACCAGUAGUACGAGCAAUUUGACCCCCACCUUCCCCAGACUGCCUGCCCUCUACACGUCGGCCGUCCGCAGCGACAAGGAGACGCUGACGCCCUCCGGCGACGCGCUUCACGAACCGGGCCUCAAGUGGCAGAAGGCCGAUUACGUGUGA
Messenger RNA from Bursaphelenchus xylophilus (pine wood nematode), 9927 nucleotides. NCBI's taxonomy places the organism in Eukaryota, Metazoa, Nematoda, Chromadorea, Rhabditida, Aphelenchoididae. The record is from the annotation of a GenBank genome assembly.